GCUCUGCAGACAUUUGUGUACACGUAUUAUACGGCUGCAUGGGCUGGACCGUGGAGUCAAUGGGAACAAGCUAACUUAACGCUGGCUAGCUUUCAGCUGGAAACCUAGCGAGGCUAUCUUGAGUAAUGUAGCUAAUGUGCUCGGGUAAAGUGUUUGAAAGCCAGUCUUUUUCUCAUAAUAGUAGGACUGUACUUUCGUGCAUGGGAAGCAGGCGACGUUUGCUGCGGCUGGCGAAAAACGCUUCAAGGUGGCGACAGACAAAGUUGCUGGUAAGCUGAGUUCUACUCUCUCAUGGGUGAAGAACUCGGUGUCCCACACGGUCAGUCAGAUGGCUAGCCAGGUGGCCACACCCACGUCCCUGCAGACCACUGCUACCUCCUCGUCGACGUCUCUGUCCUCGCCCGCCCUCUCACCAUCCUCACCAGUGCAACUCAGUCCUGAUGAUGUGGAACUUCUCGCCAAGCUUGAGGAGCAGAACAGGCUGUUGGAGACUGACAGCAAGUCGCUACGCUCCAUGAAUGGCUCCAGGCGGAACAGUGGCUCCUCCCUCGUGUCCAGCUCCUCCGCCUCCUCCAACCUCUCCCACCUGGAGGAGGACUCGUGGAUUCUCUGGGGACGAAUUGUCAAUGAGUGGGAGGAGGUGCGCAAGAAGAAGGAGAAGCAGCUCAAGGAUCUUGUCAGAAAAGGGAUUCCUCACCACUUUAGGGCAAUAGUGUGGCAGCUGUUGUGCAAUGCCCAAAAUAUGCCUAUAAAGGAUCAGUACUCAGAACUCCUGAAGAUGACGUCACCCUGUGAGAAGCUGAUUCGCAGAGACAUUGCCCGCACUUAUCCUGAACAUGAAUUCUUCAAGGAGAAGGACAGCUUGGGCCAAGAAGUGCUUUUCAAUGUCAUGAAGGCAUACUCUCUGGUGGACCGAGAGGUUGGCUAUUGUCAAGGCAGUGCAUUCAUUGUAGGACUGCUUCUGAUGCAGAUGCCAGAGGAGGAGGCUUUCUGUGUGUUUGUGAAGUUGAUGCAGGACUACAGAUUACGAGAGCUCUUCAAACCCAGUAUGGCUGAGCUGGGACUCUGCAUGUACCAGUUUGAGUGCAUGAUCCAGGAGCAACUCCCAGAGCUGCAUAUGCAUUUCCAGGCUCAGAGCUUUCACACCUCCAUGUAUGCCUCUUCGUGGUUCCUCACCAUCUUCCUCACCUCCUUUCCCCUGCCUGUCGCCACAAGAAUCUUUGAUAUCUUCAUGUGUGAGGGUCUGGAGAUAGUUUUCCGUGUGGGACUAGCCAUCCUUCAGAUGAACCAGGCUGAACUCAUCCAGCUCGACAUGGAGGGAAUGUUACAGCACUUUCAGAAAGUCAUCCCACACCAGCUUGACAGUGGACCAGAUAAGGUCAUCCAGGCUGCUUAUCAAGUCAAGUACAACGCCAAGAAGAUGAAAAAGUUAGAGAAAGAAUACACUACAAUCAAAACUAAAGAGAUGGAGGAACAGGUUGAGAUAAAGAGGCUGCGGACAGAGAACAGGCUCCUGAAGCAGAGGAUAGACACACUUGAGAAAGAAAGUGCUUCCUUGGCAGAUAGAUUGAUCCAGGGACAAGUGACUCGAGCUCAGGAGGCAGAGGAGAACUACCUGGUCAAGCGGGAGCUGGCCACAGUCAAACAGCAGAGCGAGGAGGCCAGUGCUCAGCUGGAGCAGGCCAAGAAAACCAUCAGGCAGCUCCAGCAGCAGCAGCAGCCACAAGCGAAGGGAGCCCCUAGGUACUCUGAGGAGUCUGUCCUGCAGCUGGAGAGAGAGCUUGUUCAGGCCCGACUGAAGGAAGCAGAGUCCCAGUGUGCCCUCAAGGAGAUGCAAGACAAAAUCCUUGAUAUGGAGAAGAGGAACACAUCUCUACCAGAUGACACCAAUGUGGCAAGACUACAAGAGGAGCUGAUUGGGGUGAAGCUAAGGGAAGCGGAAGCUCUGACUGGCCUAAAAGAGCUGAGACAGCAAGUCAGAGACCUGGAAGAGCACUGGCAGCGUCACUUGGCACGCACUGCCGGUCGCUGGAAGGACAGCCCCAAGAAGAACACCUUGAGUGAGCUACAGGACGAGCUGAUGAGUGUGAGGCUGCGUGAGGCUGAGGCCCAGGCAGAGCUCAGAGAAACACGGCAGAGGAUUCUGGAGCUGGAGACACAGAAUCAGAUUCACAGCAACCAGCUGCGACGGGCAGAGCAGGAGGGUCGCUGUCUCCAGGAGCGCGUGCAAACACUGACAGUGCAAAAUAAAGAUCUGCAUGUGCAACUGCAAGAGAUCAAGCGGAGACAAGCUGAGAUUGAAUGCAAGAGUAAGGAAGAGGUGAUGGCAGUGAGGCUGCGGGAAGCUGACAACAUUGCUGCUAUGGCUGAACUCCAGCAACAGAUCUCAGAGCUUGAAAUUGAGAAAGAAGAAGGAAAGGUCCAAGGGCAGCUGAACCACACAGACUCAAGCCAGUACAUCCGUGACCUCAAAGACCAGAUAGCAGAGCUAAAACAUGAGAUUUGCUGCUUAAAAGGGCAGAGGGGUAUGGCCAGUCAGCCCACUUUUGAUGGGAUCCACAUUGUCAAUCACUAUGCGGGGGAUGAUGAGUCUUAUCAGUCUUCAGACGAAGAUGGAGUCAAGGACCCCACCCUCCAGGACACCCAGCAGAGGAGCGGCGGCCGUAUCAGACUGCGCCCCAACCUUGGGGACACAGACAGCGAGGAGGAGGACGGGGAGGCCCUGCGGCUCUCAGUACCUCAGAGCGGCAGCCACAAGUCCACCACUCAAACAUCAGCAGACAGCUGGCAGAUCGUCAGUCUGGACCUCAGCAGAGAAUUAAAUAAUGUGGAACGCAUAAAACUCUACUGGGCCACAGAGACCAGAGGAAGAGGAGGAGGAGGAAGAGGGGUAGAGGGGGGAGAGGCAGUCUGUCUGUCUGUCACUCCUAACCUCCCCCUGCUGACUCCCACCUCCCCAGCAGCAGUGGAGAUCAGGUCUCUGCAGGGUUCAGAGCGAGCGAGCAGCACCGUCCGCAGGAGGAAACUCUGCAGUAGUUGGAUUAUUAUCACUGGUUUGUUCGCUCUCAGAUCAGAGAUGCCUCGGUCCUUCUUGGUGAAGAGUAAGAAGGCGCAUAGUUACCACCAGCCCCGGACUUUAGAGGAUGACUACAGCAGGCUGGACACUAUACUGGCGCAUAUAUGCUCGGAGGAGGGUAAACUCCCAGGUGACACCGACGUGACGGUGGACAGGUACGGCCUCUCUCCGGACUCGCACCCGGCUGACGCUGCUGAUUUCUCCCCAAAGUCCCCGCUCAGCUGCACCGACAGUCUGUGCGGUGGUUCCCCGGACUACGAGGACUUCUGGAGGCCUCCGUCCCCGUCUGCAUCACCGGCUGAUUCUGAGAAAUCCCUGUCUCCUCUGGUGGACGAGACCCAGCCCUUCACCACCGUUCCCUUCCGGCCGUACACGUGGAGCAGCUACCCGGGGCCUGCGCUGAGGCCCCUGGUGCAGCAGAAUCUCCACCCCGGCAUGGAGGUGGACAGGAACCCGGCGGCCAUGGCCUUUUACAGGGACCAGAGCUCCCAUUCUGCCCUGUACUCGGACCGAGUUCUUGGAGAGGAGGCUUACGGCGACUACAGGAGACACACCGCUGCUCUGCUGUUUCCUGAGAGAGGCCUGCACGGGAAAACACACACUGCGAAGACCCAGUCCGACCUGCUGUGUUCCAGUCUCAUCCUUAACAGUGCUUACAAGUGUGUCAAGUGCAGUAAGGUGUUUUCCACUCCGCACGGUUUAGAAGUCCACGUCCGCAGAUCGCACAGCGGCACCAGGCCGUUUGCGUGCGACAUCUGCGGCAAAACCUUCGGUCACGCAGUGAGCCUGGAGCAACACAAAGCCGUGCACUCUCAGGAGAGAAGCUUCGACUGCAAAAUAUGCGGCAAAAGUUUUAAGAGGUCGUCCACUCUGUCGACGCACCUGCUCAUCCACUCGGACACCCGGCCCUACCCGUGUCAGUACUGCGGGAAGAGGUUCCACCAGAAGUCGGACAUGAAGAAACACACGUUCAUCCACACAGGUGAGAAGCCGCACAAAUGUCAGGUGUGUGGGAAGGCGUUCAGCCAGAGCUCCAACCUCAUCACACACAGCAGGAAACACACCGGAUACAAACCUUUCGGCUGCGACCUCUGCGGCAAAGGCUUCCAGAGGAAGGUGGACCUGAGGAGGCACAAAGAGACACAGCACGGACUGAAAUGAAGCCAGAUCCUCUGCGGUCACUGCACAGAAUUCUGACUGUAGAGUCCGUAUAUUCUUACUCUUCAAGCGAGUGAGAAAAAAAGAGACCUGUAAGACAGAGGGCAUUUUCGCCUUGUACUCCAGUCUCCCUGCUGGAGGACAUUUCCUGGACUGAAAUCUAUGAUCCAGCUUCGUUAAAAGUUCAUGUGAAAGCACAGUAAAAAUAUAUUUUCAAAUAUUAUCCAGCGGCAGAUUUUUUUUUUUAAUUUAUUGUAUUAAGGAAAAUGUAGAAAACCAUCGAAUAAGAAAAGAAACAACGAUUCUGCAACACUAAACACACAGAACCAGCCACUGCAGGUUGUUGUGGAGGCCCGGAAAACCAGAGAUAAGCUGUGAGCUGUAAGACAUAUGAUGAAGCGUGAUGAAAUACAUUCAUCAUGUUUGUACGUCAACUGAUAUGAAUCAGCUUCAGUGGGAAAUAAACCCAAAAUAUUUGUCCUCUCACUUCAACAACCGGAUCGACAAAAAAAAAAAAAAAAAGCCUCGCCCCAGAUGAAAUCUGCGCUUCUCCAAAGAACAGAGGCAUUUUGUUGUUGGUUGGGACUGAUGCUGGCAAAACAGCCUCCUCACACUGUGUGAUUUUAUAAACAGGAGGGUCACUGCCCAUGUGUGAGCUGUCAGCUUCUAUUUUUCCCCCCACUUUGCACGUUUUGUCGUUUACAAAAUAAAUACAUUUACUUUUUUCAGGCUGUUUGAUUUUCUGUUUGGUUUAACUGAAAAAUGGAAAAAUGCAAUAAAAUGCACAAAGUGGAAAAUGA
This is a messenger RNA of Lates calcarifer (barramundi perch), 5034 nucleotides long. It is a transcript of the gene evi5b, whose product is annotated as ecotropic viral integration site 5b. The record is from RefSeq and is a predicted model, not a curated record. NCBI's taxonomy places the organism in Eukaryota, Metazoa, Chordata, Actinopteri, Centropomidae. The transcript has 27 exons. Bases 329 to 4237 code for a protein of 1302 amino acids.